AUGUACUCAGACUACAACAUUCCUGGUGCCAUGCCGGCGUCCAUGGCCAUGCCUCCGUUCAAACAGGAGUUUGACUACGCCCAAUACGACCUUAACCAGCCCCUGCCCCCGCAGCAGCAACAACAGCCUAUCGACCUGACCCCUGGAGGGCCCCUCCCCGUCUCGGAUUACUCGACGUCGUCAUACACCCUGGACAACGACUCACAGAAGCGAAAAAUGUCCCCGGGAGAGUCCACCAGUGACGGAGGCGCCGACGACGAGUCUCCAGAAGGAGAUGACGGUGAGGCCGACCCCAAGAAGCCCCGAAAGCCCGGCCGAAAGCCCGAAACCACCAUCCCCGCGUCCAAACGCAAGGCUCAGAACCGGGCUGCCCAAAGGGCCUUCAGAGAGCGAAAGGAAAAGCAUCUGCGCGACCUGGAAACCAAAAUAUCUCAGCUCGAGGGCGAGACGGCAGCCAAAAACUCGGAAAACGAGUUCCUGCGCUUCCAGGUCCAGCGGCUUCAGAACGAGCUCAAGCUUUACCGUGAGAAGCCUGCCGGCACUUCGGGAGCCUCUGGAGUCUCUGGAGCCGGAGCACCCGCUUCAAACGUGCAUUCGGCUCCCAUCCCGGAGAUGUCGUCCAAACCGUUCACGUUCGAGUUCCCCUCGUACAACGUGCCCAAGCCGACCGAUGUGGAGCGAGAGGCACGCGAGCAACUGCAACGAGAGCAGAUCCGAGGCUACUUGCAGCGCAAGCCCUCAUCUGUGGCCUCCGACACCACUUCUCCUGCAUCUCAAACCUCGUGCAACCAGUCUCCCUGCACCAACCCCUCGGCAUACACUUCGCCCCAGAGCCAGAGUGGAAGUGUGAGCCAGCAGAAGCCCCUGUUGGGUGCUACCAUCGCUGCCAUGAACGGCAAGCCCGACCCCCAUGCUGUUGACUUUUGUGCUGAGCUCUCCAAGGCCUGUGUAAACAAGGCCGAGCUGCUGCAGCGAUCCGCCACAGCCAGUGCAUCUCCCACAACCUCCAACACGGUGGUACCGUCCGCAGCUGCACCGGGUAGCACUCAGCAGUCGGCAGGCCAGCCCUCUGUAUCCACUCCUACCUCCUCCACAACUGCCCCUCCUCAAUUGUCUGCAUCUGUCGCUACAGCCGGCUCUGAUCUUCCCGGAUCGGACUUCCUGUUUGACAUGCCCUUCGACAUGGACUUUAUGUCGUACCGAGACCCCGUUUCCGAGACGGCACAUCUGGACGACUUUUCGCUGCCCGAGCUCACGACAGAAACAUCCAUGUUUGAUCCUCUGGACCCCCAUUCCAGCAGCGACGUUAUUUCUGGCAAGCCUCUGUCUACCAUGGGCGCUACACACAGUGGUGUCAACAACGGACAGGGAAGUGGUGCUCCCGAAGUCAAGAAGGAGGAGGAUGAGGACCUGCUCAUGUUCUCCAAGCCCAAGACGCUCAUGAACUGCACCGCUGUGUGGGACCGUAUCACGUCGCAUCCCAAGUUUGGCGAUAUCGACAUCGAGGGCCUGUGUUCGGAGCUGCGAAACAAGGCAAAGUGCAGUGAGAGUGGCGUCGUGUUGACGGAGUUGGACGUGGAUGGUGUCCUGUCAACGUUCCAGUAA
This is a messenger RNA of Yarrowia lipolytica CLIB122, 1605 nucleotides long. RefSeq lists its product as uncharacterized. Gene Ontology annotation, molecular function: DNA-binding transcription activator activity, RNA polymerase II-specific; transcription cis-regulatory region binding. The record is from RefSeq and is a predicted model, not a curated record. Gene Ontology annotation, cellular component: RNA polymerase II transcription regulator complex. Gene Ontology annotation, biological process: regulation of DNA-templated transcription. Lineage: Eukaryota; Fungi; Ascomycota; Dipodascomycetes; Dipodascales.